GGUUACGCCUGGUGGCAGCUGUCGGGGUCUGGGGCUCACGCGGGGGCCAUUUUGCCAAAGGCUGCUACCGAGAGUUGCAGGCGGCCUGUCAGCAGACCGAAGCUGUUCCUUUUCGUCCUGUGCAGCUUGGGACUUGAAGAGGAACUGAAAGGUUGGGCUUCCUUCAGCCCUUUGGAGACGGCAAUGGUUUCCUCCAGCCACCGCUACCUGACGACCCUCCAUGGCGGCUGCGCGGUCCGAGCUGCUUUUACUGCCGCCCCUUUCAACCCCUUGUGCCUAUCGCCUCCAGCGAGGCAGUCGUCCUUCCGCCCCACAGACUGAUGAUAGUCGAGUAGGGGGCACCAUGCGAGGAGAGAAAAACUACCACUGCCGUGGAGCUGCCGGGAACCACGAUUCCUGUCCCCCUACACUUUCGCCUCUGGCCUCGACCCUCUUGCUACCCGCGGAGGCAGUGUCAAGUAGUUGGUCUGGGCCUGGAGGCGGUUUGUCGGGAGGAGAUGAAGAAGAGACUCGGCUCCUUCAACUCUUGCGAACCGCACCGGAUCCCUCCGAGGCCUUCCAGGCUUUGCAGGCUGCUUUGCCGCGGCGGGGUGGUCGACUUGGCUUCCCUCGACGCAAAGAAGCAUUGUAUCGGGCCUUAGGCCGAGUGCUUGUGGAAGGAGGGAGUGAUGAGAAGCGACUUUGCUUGCAUCUUCUCUCAGACGUUCUCCGGGGUCAGGGGGAGGCAGGCCCGCUGGAAGAGGCCUUUAGUUUAGCACUUUUGCCUCAACUAGUUGUCUCCUUAGGAGAAGAGAACCCAGCCCUGCGGAAAGAUGCGCUGCAGAUUCUGCACGUGUGUUUGAAACGUAGUUCUGGACAGGUGCUUAGGACGCUUAUACAACAAGGUCUGGAAAGUACUGAUGCCCGGCUUAGAGCUUCCACAGCACUACUGCUCCCUAUCUUGCUUACUCCUGAGGAUUUAUUGCUUGGCUUAGAUCUCACCGAGGUGAUAAUAUCUCUAGCCCGGAAGCUUGGCGAUCAGGAAAUAGAAGAAGAAUCUGAGACAUCUUUCUCUGCACUUCAACAAAUUGGGGAGCGUCUUGGCCAAGAGAGGUUUAGAUCCUAUAUCUCUCGCCUGCCUUCUGCCCUGAGGAGGCACUACAAUCGCCGCCUAGAGACCCAGUUUGGAAGUCAGAUUCCUUAUUAUUUGGAACUAGAAGCUUGUGGAUUUCCUGAAGAUACUGUCCCCUGUGCAGUGACUCUUUCCAAUAGCAAUCUUAAAUUUGGGAUUAUUCCUCAGGAGCUGCAUGCAAGAUUAUUGGAUCAGGAAGACUAUAAGAACCGGACUCAGGCAGUUGAAGAACUAAAACAGGUGCUAGGAAAAUUUAACCCUAGUUCUACCCCUCAUUCUAGUCUUGUUGGCUUCAUUAGCCUAUUGUAUAAUUUAUUAGACGAUUCUAACUUCAAAGUGGUCCAUGGCACACUUCAGGUUCUGCAUUUACUGGUUAUUCGCCUUGGAGAGCAGAUACAACAAUUCUUGGGACCAGUUAUAGCAGCUUCUGUCAAAGUGCUGGCAGACAACAAGUUGGUGAUCAAACAUGAAUACAUGAAAAUCUUCCUUAAACUAAUGAAGGAAGUAGGUCCUCAACAGGUGCUUUGUUUACUGCUGGAACAUCUUAAACAUAAACAUUCCAGAGUAAGGGAGGAGGUUGUGAACAUUUGCAUCUGCUCCCUCCUGACCUAUCCCAGUGAGGACUUCGACUUACCCAAACUGUCUUUUGAUCUUGCCCCAGCUCUUGUAGAUAGCAAACGCAGGGUACGCCAAGCAGCACUAGAAGCUUUUGCAGUGUUGGCCUCAUCAAUGGGCUCAGGUAAAACCAGCAUCCUUUUUAAAGCUGUUGAUACUGUUGAAAUGCAAGAUAAUGGAGAUGGAGUGAUGAAUGCUGUGCAGGCCAGAUUGGCUAGAAAAACCCUACCAAGGCUAACAGAACAAGGAUUUGUAGAGUAUGCAAUACUCAUGCCAUCUUCUGCCCAGGGUAGGUCAAGCCAUUUAGCACAUGGAGCAGAUACAGACUGGCUUUUGGCUGGUAACAGAACUCAGAGUGCGCAUUGCUACUGUGGUGACCACAGAGGGGACAGCAUGCAGAUGUAUGGAUCUUACAGUCCAACUAUCUGUACCCGAAGGGUAUUAAGUGCAGGAAAAGGAAAAAAUAAAUUGCCAUGGGAAAAUGAGCAGCUUGGAGUCUUGGGAGAAAGUCAGACCUCCAGUUCCAAGGAUACAGAGCAGUUUUCAGCCUAUGAUCUCAUCCCAUCACCAAAAUUAAAGCCCUCUCAAGUUAUGCCAGUCAAUGAUGAUUUAUGUUUUAGCAGAAAAAGAGUAUCAAGAAAUUUAUUUCAGAAUAAUCAAGAUUUUAACACAGAUUCUCUUCCUGUAUGUGCUACUGGUACUACUGGAACUCAUCAGACAAAUCUUCCUGGGAAAUGUGGACAACUUGGAUUUUCACAGAUAUGUGGUAAAACUGGCAGUGUGGAUUCUGACUUACAAUUCCUGGGGACAACUAACACUCAUCAAGAUAAGGUACAUGGUAGCCUACGUUUUGCCAGUAAGACACAGCAAACGUUUGGUAGUCAAACAGAGCACACUUCUUCAUACUCUGGUUCAGAUCCAAGUCCAGGAGCCUUCAUCCUCCCAUCCUAUCCUCUCUCAUCACCUCGAACUAGUCCAAAGCACAGUUCUCCUCUUACCGUAUCUCCAAAGAAGCCUCAGGAUAAUUCCAUUAAUUUCUCAAAUUCCUGGCCUCUUAAAAGCUUUGAAGGACUGUCAAAGCCAACUCCACAGAAAAAGCUUGUCAGCCAAAAAUCAUCUGACCCUACAGGAGAAAAUUCUCAAGAAAAACCUACUCCAGUUCAACUUACACCUGCCCUGGUGAGAUCACCAUCUUCCCGAAGAGGCCUAAAUGGAGCAAAGCCUGUACCUCCCAUACCAAGGGGAAUAAGCCUUUUGCCUGAUAAAACUGCUUUAAGCACAGUGGGUCCCAAAAAGAAAGAGCCUGAUGAUAUUUGGAAGAGUGAAAAAGACAGUCUUACGAUUGAUCUUUCAGAAUUAAAUUUCAAGGAUAAAGAUUUGGAUCAAGAAGAGAUGCAGAGCUCCCUCAGAUCCCUUCGUAAUAGUGCGGCUAAGAAAAGAGCAAAGCUGAGUGGCAGUACUUCUGAUAUUGAAAGUCCUGAUUCUGCAAUGAAACUUGAUUUGACCAUGGACUCCCCAUCUCGCUCUUCCUCUCCAAACAUCAGCUCUUACAGUGAAAGUGGAGUUUACAGCCAAGAAUCACUGACUUCUUCUCUGUCUACAACUCCUCAGGGGAAGAGAAUAAUAUCAGAUAUAUUUCCAACAUUUGGAUCAAAACCUUGCUCAACGAGAUUUUCUUCUGCAAAGAAUAAAAACUCUCACAUUUCUGAACAAAGCCCCAGUGCAGGGACUAUAACAUCCAAUGUAAGCAUAAUUGGUCAACCAACAUCCAAUGUAAGCAUAAUUGGUCAACGUAUGAACUAUGGGUUUGGAUGUGGUGAUUUUGAAGAUGAUAGAUCACAUGAAAUUUUACCUAGUGCUUUAAAAAUACAAAAUAAGGAACACCCAAGACAUUAUAAGCAUACAAAAGGAUUUACAAGAUCAUCACAUUCACAGCAAAUUUCCAGUUUUGACUUCAUAUCCACAAAUACCUUAUCAGAAGACUCAGUAGUAGUUGUUGGAAAAGGUGUAUUCGGAAGUCCAAAUUCAGCACCAACAUCUGGCAACCAACCAGUGAUAUCAUCUGUGGGAAAUGAGAGUACAUUUUCAAUUAAACAAAGUAUUGAACCACCAUCAGGGAUUUAUGGAAGAGCAGUCCAACAAAGUAUUCCAUCGUAUCUUGAUGUUGAAAAUGACAAAGAUACUAAAGUUUCUAUUUCAAAAUCUACUUAUGACAAGAUGAGACAAAAGAGAAAAGAAGAAAAAGAACUUUUUGAUGUUAAAGAUUGUGGAAAGAAAGAACAGAAUCCCUGGGAACAAAUGAAACAUACAGUAACUGAGAAAAUGACUUCUGAAAACUUAACUAUUUUUAGAGAUGAAGUGAGAAUAUCAAAAAGUGAGAAUUCCCCUUUAGAAAUUGCCUUUAGUCCUCCAUUGAAAGGAGGGUCCAAUUUAAAACGGUCACCAUCUUUAACGUUUUCAGAUUCAGUAUGUUUUGUUUUAGGUGAAGCAGCUCCUGGAGUCAUUCCACAGUAUAAAGAAAGGAUGCCUUCUGUCACUCAUAGUCCAGAAAUAAUGGACUCGUUGGAACUACGGCCAUUUUCCAAACCAGACAUAGCACUGACAGAAGCCUUAAGGCUUUUAGCUAAUGAAGAUUGGGAGAAGAAAAUUGAAGGACUGAAUUUGAUUAGAUGCUUAGCUGCUUUUCAUUCUGAAAUAUUGAAUACAAAGUUGCAUGAAACAAAUUUUGCAGUAGUUCAAGAGGUUAAAAAUUUACGCUCUGGAGUCUCUCGUGCUGCUGUAGUCUGUUUAAGUGAUCUUUUCACUUACCUAAAAAAGAGCAUGGAUCAAGAUCUAGAUACUACAGUAAAAGUUUUGUUACACAAGGCUGGAGAAUCAAAUACCUUUAUAAGAGAAGAUGUUGACAAGGCACUGAGAGCCAUGGUUAAUAAUGUAACUCCUGCCCGUGCAGUCAUUUCUCUUAUCAAUGGAGGACAAAGCCAUUUACAUAUUGCAGUAAGAAGAUGUACAGCCCAGCACUUAUCAGAUGUAGUAGAAUUUAUGGAACCAGAUCGUAUUUUAUCUGGAACAAAGGAUAUGGCUGAACGUUUAUUACCAGCUGCAGCUAAAUUUGCUCAAGAUAGCUCCCAAGAAACCAGGUAUUAUGGUCGAAAAUUGCUUUUCUUCAUGAUGUGUCAUCCUAAUUUCGAAAAAAUGCUUGAAAAGUAUGUCCCAUCUAAAGAUUUGCCAUAUAUUAAGGAAUCUGUUAAAAACUUACAGCAAAAGGGUUUAGGAGAGUUGCCACUAGACACUCCUUCAGCAAAAGGAAGGAGAUCUCAUACUGGUAGUGUUGGAAAUACAAGAGCAUCGUCUGUUUCUAGAGAUGCUUUCAAUUCAUCUGAAAGAGAGGUAAUGGAAGCUCGUGAAGUUCCCAGAAAAUCAACUCCUCGUAAUUCCUUAGAAAGUGCUGAAUACAUUAAAGUCAUAACAGGUUUAUUAAAUGCAAAAGACUUUCGUGAUCGUAUUAAUGGGAUUAAGCAGCUUCUAUCAGAUACUGAAAAUAAUCAAGAACUUGUCGUUGGGAACAUUGUGAAGAUCUUUGAUGCUUUUAAAUCUCGACUUCAUGAUUCCAACAGUAAAGUAAAUCUGGUGGCUCUAGAAACAAUGCAUAAAAUGAUUCCUUUACUUAGAGACAACUUAUCUCCUAUAAUCAACAUGCUAAUUCCAGCAAUAGUGGAUAACAAUCUGAAUUCCAAGAAUCCAGGCAUCUAUGCUGCUGCUACAAAUGUUGUUCAAGCCCUGAGUCAGAACGUAGAUAAUUACUUACUUCUACAGCCAUUUUGCACAAAAGCUCAAUUUUUAAAUGGAAAAGCAAAACAAGAUAUGACAGAGAAGCUUGCUGAUAUUGUUAUGGAACUUUAUCAAAGGAAACCUCAUGCCACAGAGCAGAAAGUGUUGGUUGUUUUAUGGCAUCUCUUAGGGAACAUGACAAACAGUGGCUCUCUGCCUGGAGCUGGAGGAAAUAUACGAACAGCCACAGCUAAAUUAUCAAAAGCACUUUUUGCACAGAUGGGUCAGAAUCUAUUAAAUCAGGCCGCGUCUCAACCACCACAUAUCAAAAAGAUUUUAGAGGAAUUGCUUGAAAUGACAGUUUCAAAUGAAUUAUGAAUGCUUGAUGAAAUAUGGUAUGAUAAACAAUACAGUUAACAUGAUGACUAAUGAAACUUUUUAAAGUUACAUUUUGAGUGCCUGCACUUCACAUCCAGUAAAAUAAAUCAAUGGCUAUUUUUAUUUGCAGCCUGUGAGUACACAUCUGUCCUAUAUCAACCCUACCACUUGUAUCCAUCACAAAGAAAACCGUUAUAAUUAAUAUAACCUAAAAGUCAUGAGAUCUUGAGGCAUAUGGAAUGAAUCCAGUUUUAAUGUUUUUGAGAAAAGUCCUGCCUAUUUGCACUAUUCUAAAGAAACUACAAUUUGUUGCCCUAUGUGUACAAUUAGAUUUGUAAUUAAAAAUAUACUUUUUAUUAUGUAAUCAUGUCCUGCUAUGUCUCAUUACUCAGCCUUGUUUUAUGAAGUGGAAGAAAAGUCAUUAACUAUGUUAUCACAAAUUAACUUUUGUGUGCUAUUUGUGAAUCACAUGUAUUUUUGAAUCAGACUGCUAAUAUGAUUAUGCAGUAUUAGUUUGCUGUUGCUGAUGUGUUUAUGUGAUAUAUUUGCUAACCUUUUAGGUUUAAUCAUCUGCAUAAUUGUGAAAUGUAAUAAGUUAUAAUAAAGCAUGAUGACCAAAGUUUUAGAAAACAUUAAACACUUAAGUGCACAUUUAAGAAAACGUGUUGAAUGUAAUUUCCCUAUUUUUGUGUGCAAACACUAAAUUUUAUUUCUGUAUGUUCUAACAUUUAUAAAGGUGUUAUUUUGCUGCCCAGUUGUGUAAUUCUCAAAAAUAGUGCCAGGUCUUCUAUAGUUUUUCUCAGAAUUCUUGGGCUUACAAGUACUGUAUGCAACUUAAAGAAGAAAAGGAAUGUUAUAAAAUAAAAGGAUUUAUUUCUGUA
Castor canadensis (American beaver) is the source of this 6753-nucleotide messenger RNA. RefSeq names its product TOG array regulator of axonemal microtubules 1 (gene Togaram1). Gene Ontology annotation, biological process: microtubule cytoskeleton organization. The record is from RefSeq and is a predicted model, not a curated record. Gene Ontology annotation, cellular component: cilium; cytoplasmic microtubule. Gene Ontology annotation, molecular function: microtubule binding. NCBI's taxonomy places the organism in Eukaryota, Metazoa, Chordata, Mammalia, Rodentia, Castoridae.